CCCUAGCAUGCGUACAAGCAUCUCCGAAAUGCAGCUGGCUGGACGCCCGCCGCCCCGAAGAACCGCGGAGGAAAGAAGCAACCAGGAACUCGAGAACAAUGGCCUUUUUGGUGGAUGGGACAACCCUCACCCUGAAAGUUUCCGCCCUCGUAUUGUUGUUCCGAAAUCCGCCAUUCCACUUCCACCAUGUCGCCUAUGCACACCAGCCCCCACCCACUAGUCAGCAGCGUGCAUAACUGCCGAUGGCACCGGCCCAUUUCGAUCGCCCAGCAGUAAUUAGUCCAGGACAGCAUAUACCCAUUGUUCUCGCCGUGGCCAAAGCGUCGACGGCCUACGGCCAAUACACAGCAUUCACCCUGGGAAGUCGUUCGGUCCUCGUGGAGUCGUUGAUCUGCAGCAGUGUUUGAUCCAUCAGCUCAAGAGUCUUUUGUCUUUUCUCUUGCAGGUAGGACUCGAGAUUUCCCACAAAGUAGCUUAGCUUUUCUCCUCAUCAAGAACCACAAACACAUCCUUGUCUCCCGCUCUCUACAAUCUGUCGGCAACAUCUCUGCUCUACGCCCCCUAACCAGGGCCCCUAUACUUCUUCUAUCUAUCUGCUGCUGCCGACUUUGCGAAUCCAUCUCAGAUACAGGCCUGUGCCUUUUGUGAAGAGUGCUAGACUGUUCCCGAGCUGAGCAAGGGCCUUUCUGCAAAUCUUGUCUCUAUUGUCUCUUCCUGCAUACUGCAUUGAAUCGCGACUGUCAUCACCACAUCUCAUCCAAUCAAGAUAGCAUAUCAUUCACAGUGCAUAUCAAUCCGCCUGUCGUGUACAUCCGGCACACUUCAGCAGCCUCAUCUUCUCUAGUACCAUUAUGAUGGGCGUCAUGGGCGACAUUGCUGCUCUCUGGCAGCAGGAACAAGCAGAACGGGCGCACAAAACCUCCCACCCCUCUCGAACACAGGUCGGGCCAGACAGUGACAAGUUCUAUUACGACCUUCCUCAACCAAGUGUUUCUACUCAAUACAACGAGGAGGAGGAUGCGAGGGAAAGGGAGCGAGGCUUUAGGAAGGCUCGAACUCUGAAGCCGGGGGAGUCUAUCCUUGAGCAAGCUGAACUAGGGUUGGAGGACGAUUCAGUGGCUUGGCAUCUCCAAUCUUCCUCCCCCGCCAGGGGGGGCGACUCGGACGAUGAAAUGUCUGACCUUGACACCGAAGGGGAAGAAGAAGAGGACGACUAUCAUGCAGCCGCAUCCGGCCUUCCCUUCGUCCGCGAAUCAGCCCCUCCCCCUCCAUCCUCCCCUCGCCCAGCGCACUCCAUCAUCUUUGAUACACCUUCUCCCGGUAUAUCUUCUCUGGGUGACGCGCCUGUUCUGGUGCAAAGAUUGAUACGGCGGAAGGGACCACCUGGACCUAGCCCGCUGUCGCAAUCGCACCUGCCUCAGCAAGAAUCCGAGUCUGAUGCAGAGGAUGAAGGCGAGAGGAAUGAUGUUCGGCCAUCAAGAUAUCAUGUCGCCGAGAUUCCUCCUUAUCGCCCGUCCAGCUCCUUACCUCCCUCCCUCGCUUCUCAUCUCCUUACCCGUCCCGACCCCCAUUCCCGAUUUCCGGUGUUCCCAACCAACCUUCUCCCGGCUGCUGACAUCCUCCCUGGAUCGACUGUCGUUGCGGGAGCGCGCCCGGACUUGGGGUUUGGGGCUUUGAAUGUUCCUUGCGAGUCUGCGAGACCUGUGGAAGGUGAAGGUUCUUCCUCGGUUCCUUCAUUGUCAGAUGGCUCCCUCAUCCUCACGCCGUUUCCGCCAGCGCCCGAUCAACCUUCGUUACCCACCUCUGGGUGCCGUAUCAGAGCCCGCCCGGCUGCUCUGAACCUUGAUCACGCUGCAUUGAGGGAACAAGGGCCUUCGACACCACUCAGGACGUCGUUCAGGGGCGGGUUGUCGCCAUCUUCAUCAUCUGCUCUUCCCGUUGCUCCAGUGGAGCCCACGGUGCCGGUUUCCCGCUCUCCUCCAUCCGAGUCUUCGACAAGCGGUCCCUCUGUGAUUCCUCGAAAGCGACCCUCACCCACCACACUUCGACACAGGCGUGGCAGCAAACGGAAAGGCAAAGGCAAGGCCAGAGCCGAGUCUGAAGAGGAAGAGUUCUCCGAGUCGGGAGACGAAGACUCUGACAUGCCUGACGUCCUCGAAGAUCACGUCCACCGAGUACGCUUUUCGCCUCACCCACCUACUAUUGCCAAGCCAUCUUUGCCGAUACGACGAGAGCAGUGGAUGAUCAAUAUCCAAGCAUGGACUUUUAGGCGUGAUCGGCAAAGACAGCGAGGUGCGGCGAGAAGGAAAGCUGAUGAGGAGAGGCUGGCAAGGGGUGGUAGCGAAGACAGGGAAGGUAGGGCGUGGAUAGACAAGCGGGAUUGCGAGGAAGAGGCGAGGGAGGAGGUGAGUGGGUAUACUAGCGAAGGAGAGAUGCAUGACCGCCUUCCAAGAGUUGUGCGUGGGAUCUUCGAAGUGACAAGCCCUUCGGAAGAACAGCACAGCGAUGACGGGGGAGCCAUGUCUUUGUUGUGAUAUACGUCUUUGUUGUAAGGAUUGCGGAGAUGGCCAGUGUUCCAUAUGUCUGCUUCUUUCUUAUCUAUGAAACCUACAAAUCUUUACAACAGAUCAUGAGACCUUAAAAAGCUGGAACCGACCGCAUA
This is a messenger RNA of Cryptococcus amylolentus CBS 6039, 2662 nucleotides long. RefSeq lists its product as hypothetical. The transcript is spliced from 7 exons. The record is from RefSeq and is a predicted model, not a curated record. NCBI's taxonomy places the organism in Eukaryota, Fungi, Basidiomycota, Tremellomycetes, Tremellales, Cryptococcaceae. The coding region runs from base 852 to 2534 and encodes 560 amino acids.